AUGGCCCAAUCACAAGUUAUCAAAGCUUUCAGGAGCUCUAAUAUGGACAAUUCCAUCGACAACGAAUUCCACGAGCUAGUUCUCGAGCAACACAACGUCGUAUCUGACCAGUGGGAGACCGAAUGGGAGGAUUUCGAGCAAACCUGGUCACCCUAUGAUGAUUCGGAAGGAGACGAAGAACCCGAAGAAGACGAUGACUUCUAUACUGAAGGUGACUCGGACUCUGGCAUAGAUUCGUGGCACGAAGCUGAUGGCUAUUACAGUGACGAUGAUGGGUGUAUGCAAGAUCAUAUCGAGUAUGUACAUUUUGGGAAGGGGAUGGAGUUUAAUGGGGAACAGUGGAUUUGGGAGAAUGAUGAUGACUUGUCGUCUGAGAUGAGUGGGUGA
Messenger RNA from Penicillium brasilianum, 387 nucleotides. The record is from the annotation of a GenBank genome assembly. NCBI's taxonomy places the organism in Eukaryota, Fungi, Ascomycota, Eurotiomycetes, Eurotiales, Aspergillaceae.